This is a messenger RNA of Gavia stellata (red-throated loon), 1351 nucleotides long. RefSeq names its product siah E3 ubiquitin protein ligase 1 (gene SIAH1). Bases 5 to 946 code for a protein of 313 amino acids. Gene Ontology annotation, cellular component: cytoplasm. The record is from RefSeq and is a predicted model, not a curated record. The transcript has 2 exons. NCBI's taxonomy places the organism in Eukaryota, Metazoa, Chordata, Aves, Gaviiformes, Gaviidae. Gene Ontology annotation, biological process: proteasome-mediated ubiquitin-dependent protein catabolic process; multicellular organism development. Gene Ontology annotation, molecular function: ubiquitin protein ligase activity; zinc ion binding; ubiquitin conjugating enzyme binding.
CCCUAUGACGGGGAGAUCUGCCUCCGGCUUUCUGUAUGCGUGGAAGGGAGUCUUGUGUGCGUGCUUGCCGGGAAGUAAAACCGGCAAGGGGAAAGAAAUGAGCCGUCAGACUGCUACCGCACUACCUACAGGUACUUCAAAGUGUACGCCAUCGCAGAGGGUGCCUGCACUGACUGGCACUACAGCUUCCAAUAAUGACUUGGCUAGUCUCUUUGAGUGUCCUGUGUGUUUUGACUAUGUGCUGCCACCAAUUCUUCAGUGUCAGAGUGGCCAUCUUGUUUGUAGCAACUGUCGCCCCAAACUUACCUGCUGUCCAACUUGCCGAGGCCCGCUGGGCUCCAUUCGUAACCUGGCUAUGGAGAAAGUUGCCAAUUCUGUACUAUUCCCAUGUAAAUAUGCCUCUUCCGGAUGUGAGAUAACUUUGCCACACACAGAAAAAGCAGACCAUGAGGAGCUGUGUGAGUUUAGGCCUUACUCCUGUCCAUGUCCCGGUGCUUCCUGUAAAUGGCAAGGUUCUCUGGAUGCUGUAAUGCCACAUCUGAUGCAUCAACAUAAGUCAAUUACAACACUUCAGGGAGAAGAUAUAGUGUUCCUUGCUACAGACAUUAAUCUUCCUGGUGCUGUUGACUGGGUUAUGAUGCAGUCUUGUUUUGGCUUUCAUUUCAUGUUAGUAUUGGAGAAACAGGAAAAAUAUGAUGGUCACCAGCAGUUCUUUGCAAUUGUGCAGCUGAUAGGAACACGCAAGCAAGCAGAAAACUUUGCUUAUCGACUUGAGUUAAAUGGUCAUAGGCGGCGAUUGACUUGGGAAGCAACUCCUCGAUCUAUUCAUGAGGGAAUUGCAACAGCCAUUAUGAAUAGUGACUGUCUAGUCUUUGACACCAGCAUUGCACAGCUCUUUGCAGAAAAUGGCAAUUUAGGCAUCAAUGUAACUAUAUCCAUGUGUUGAAAUGGCAAUCAAACCUCUUCAGGCCAGUGUUUAAAACCGUUGCAUUUAAUUUAGCAGAAACUAGGGUAACCAUCUUUGACUGUCAGACAAAUUAUUUGGUAGAUGGAGGGUAGACAUAUAUGAAGGUAAAUAAAAGGAAAGGCUGUUAAAUUACAGGAAGCAGUUGCAUGUAGUAACACUAAUAUAUUUAAAAUAAGUCAACAGUAAACCACUGAAAAUAUAUAUACACCCAAAAUGGGCAUCUUUUGUAUUAAGAAUUGAUUCUACAGGAAAUAUUGUAAAAUAAUUCUAAAAACUUGUUUGUAGAUUGAUUGUACUGUUGAAAAGGAUACUGUUUCGUGUUUUUGUUUGUGUUUUCUUCCUCCCCCCCUUUGACUGACAAGCCAUGUUGAGCGGACUGGUCUC